Hyaloscypha bicolor E is the source of this 1820-nucleotide messenger RNA. RefSeq lists its product as uncharacterized. Bases 13 to 1518 code for a protein of 501 amino acids. The record is from RefSeq and is a predicted model, not a curated record. Gene Ontology annotation, molecular function: protein binding. The transcript is spliced from 4 exons. NCBI's taxonomy places the organism in Eukaryota, Fungi, Ascomycota, Leotiomycetes, Helotiales, Hyaloscyphaceae.
CACAGACUGAAAAUGAGCAUCACAGCGCUCCCCAACGACAUCUUCCUCUUAAUAAUUGCAUACCUUUCUCCCAAAGAACUUAUCCUCAGCCGCCGUGUGUCGAAGCAAUUCCACGAUGCUUUCACGGAGUUCGAAUUGGGUCGGCAUGUGCUUGUUCAACACUAUCCCAGAGCACGCGAGCUCCGCCAUGCCGACCAGAAUGGUUCUUUAGAUUGGCCGAGCCUGUUUGCAAAAGUUGCUGGAAGAUAUCAUCAUCUGAAGAGCGGAAUACCACGAAGCGUAGAGAAGCUUCCUUUAGCAAGGUCGUUUAUCGUUCCGCAAUGGUCACAGAAUUAUGGAGUCGCACCCUGGCAAAGGCAUUUGCAAUUCGGGGAGAAAGAAGCUCCUUUCCAUUAUCCGGAUACUCUUUGGACUUAUGAGGAAGGCCUUUUGAUCUUCCCUUCAGCCGAUUUGCAACGCUAUGCGGUGUAUGAUCUUGAUGCUGGAAUAGUAUCUGAGGUCAAUUUUGACCCGGAGAAGAAGCUCGUCCGGAGGCUGCGAUUACAUGAGAGAGUUCUCGUAGUCGAGUGGUGCGAAAACCAUCCGUAUCACCAGUUGAAUGAGAACGAGAUGGUCUACAGGCAUUUCGCCACUGCGUACGAUGUUGUCAAAGGAGCGGCUGAGGGGGAGUGGAGAAUCGCUUUCAGAAAUGAAUGGAAGAUACACUUUCUCGGCAUGCCAUUGAAUUCCAGAGAUCGUUUCUUCAGCUAUCACACUUCUCAAAAGUAUGCUUUAUAUGUCUGGCAGCCCAACAGGAGUGCCUGGGGAGAAGAUGAGCCAAUCGAAGCCUUGGCGGUUUGGGACAUCUCAUCACCGUCACCGUAUCUCCCAUCCCAAGAUCCCAGCGGAAAUGGAAAGCCAGAUGGCAGUCUUGAAGGGCCCAAAGUCGUGAGGAGGUUCUCAUUUAAGGACCUAGAUUUCUACAUGAUCAGACAGCGUUCGACUCCUGUCCUCCGUGGUCUUGAGCUGGAUGAUGGUCACGUGUAUGUCAUUGAGGAAGACCAUCGUUGGAUUGUCGGCCAACAAGCAGGACAUGCCCUUCCAAGGUUGCACAAGUUCAAGACUAUCGGAAUUCCUUUCACCAUAGGACCGAUGUGGGUUGAUUCAUGCGGAGCGGACAGAGAUAUCUGUCAAAGAGUCUCCGAUUCAAGGCGCCACCAUCUUACGCCAUGUUGGAGACAUGAGGAAUUUCCGUACUUGACUAUCACUGAAGCAAGGGAUGCCAAAGCCGGUGUGGUUUUCAGUGCACGGAAUUGCUUCAUGUUAGAGUCAAUAUCAAUCAGCUUGAAGCCGGAGGCCCACAGGACAGAACCUGGCUAUGAGAUUUCGCUGAGAGACGAUUUAUGGCAACAGCUUCUCGAAAAAGGGAAGAUCUGUGGAGAUGAACGAUGGCUCAUCGGCGAGAAUUCAAAUCAAGAGGUUGUCAUCGCCCAUUUUGAUAGGGAAAGGAAGAUGAGGGUCCAAGAGCUGAAGACUUAAAGUACGUAACAAGCGAGCGGGGCCUGGCUGUCUCAUUCUCCAUGCUGUAUGUGACUUGCUAGUGUGGUUGUGUGGCAUUUCAGUCUCAGCUUGCUAGUAUAGUCGUCCACUCCCCCAAGGCGAAACCUGGAAUCUUACUGCAAUUUGCAAGGCCCCUGUGUAACUUGGUAGGACAGAGAGCUUGUACCUCUCUUUACUAUAGUUAACUUACACUUCCUCAAUUCGUAUACGGCUCGAGGCCACUGGUCUUCGUUUUGAUGAUUCUGGACUGGGGUAUCAACACCCAUUUAAUGAAGCUUUGC